GGUUCUCCUGUUUUUCAAAUUUCAGGGUCUAACAGUUCACUAGAUGACUAGUCCAUUAAUUUACUAGUCAGGUAGUAGGCUGCUAGGUAGUCUAUCUAUGAUCUAAAUUUGAGGGGAAACAGAAUGUAUAUAUUGGCUUGAGACCUCAUCGUAUUUCUUUUCUAUAUCACACAAUCAUCCAGCUUCAACUCUACACACAAUCAGAACAAUCAACCAAACGCUCAAUAACAACAACUACUACAAACCCUCCAAUACCAUCAAACAACUCAGAACUCCAAAGUCAUAGUUUCCAACUUCAAAUUAUCUAUUUUCACUCAAAAUGUCUUCCUCAACAGCCUCAUUUCCUUCCAACGGAUACAUCUCCCACGAAGAACAUGAAAGUUCUCCAGACACACACUCUCUGUUUGACUACGCCAGAUCCAUGCACGAGCACACCAGAAAACAAAUGGAAGCUGCCGACAAAUCCGCACGCCGAAGAAGUGCCAACUCUAUGGGUUCAAACUCACACGCUACUUUGAGAACCGGUCACGAAGCCAGCACUUCCAUGGAUAGCAGCAGCAGCAGUUCAUCUGGUUCGCGAUAAAGAGUUUCUUAUCCAAGAACAACAAUUCAACUUCGCAUGGAGGGAGAAGAGAUCUCGAGCCAUUGUUCUACCGGAAGAGCAAUGUUUUGAGAUGAGUCAGGUGCAAGACUUUCUCAAAGUGCACACAAUAUUUUACGGCACCCGAAACGAUUUUUCUCUGGUGUUAGUAACUGUACAUACAUAACGUACACGAGAAUACUCCUACAAGAUAGGCAUGGAACGGAUUUGGGAAAAUAUCAUUAUUAUACGACAAUGAGGCGUUUUAAUACAUGGGAUUGUGGGAUAUAUCAUGUAUGAUUAGGAUCUAUUUGAGCGAGGGAGUUAGGAUGUGUGAUGGGCGGUUAUGGCGAUGUCUGAUAAAGACGAUGAAUUUUUUAGGAGAGAUGAUAUUGGAUGAUCUGCUAAGGAUUUACUUGUUGUCGACUGGUAAUAGGAAGACGGCCAAUGAACUAGUCGAUCAAUAUCAAUACUAUAUCUUCAUCA
Messenger RNA from Botrytis cinerea B05.10, 1066 nucleotides. RefSeq lists its product as hypothetical. The transcript has a single exon. Lineage: Eukaryota; Fungi; Ascomycota; Leotiomycetes; Helotiales; Sclerotiniaceae. The coding region runs from base 320 to 583 and encodes 87 amino acids. The record is from RefSeq and is a predicted model, not a curated record.